Alosa alosa (allis shad) is the source of this 722-nucleotide messenger RNA. RefSeq names its product SH2 domain-containing protein 1A-like. The transcript has 4 exons. The coding region runs from base 63 to 470 and encodes 135 amino acids. NCBI's taxonomy places the organism in Eukaryota, Metazoa, Chordata, Actinopteri, Clupeiformes, Clupeidae. The record is from RefSeq and is a predicted model, not a curated record.
CCUGUUGCCUCUGUGACAGCACACACACACACACACACACUCACACUCACACACACACACAGAUGCUGCUUCAGUACUCUGUUAACACAAACCUGCUCAAAGGUGUAUUCAUGGAGUCGAUCUACUAUGGUAAGAUUAGUAAAGAGGUGACGGAGCGACUACUGGAGAGGUAUGGGAAAGAUGGCAGCUAUCUCCUGAGGGACAGCGAGAGUGUCGCGGGAGCACUGUGCUUCUGUGUCAGGAAAGCACCCUUUGUCCACACCUAUCGCAUUGAGAAGUCUCAACGAGGCUGGGCAGUAGAGACAGUGAGUGGCAGCAACCCUGAAUACUUCCAGAGCGUGAGCAAGCUGGUGGAGUGCUACAGGGCCAAGACCCCCCGCAACAUGGAGCCGCCGCUCUAUCCCCUGGACAAAGACAAACUCAGCGAGGAGGCUCUGCAAUCUAUAGGUCCAAGUUAUUGGGAAAUAUGACAACAUGAAAACCUGCCCCUGUGAAUGUGUGUGUGUGUGUGUGUGUGUGUGUGUGUGAGAGAGUGACAGAGAAAGAGAGAGGGAGAGUUUAUGUAUGUGUGUAUGAGAGAGAGAUUCAGAGAGAUAGAGAGUUUGAUAUCAAAUAAUUUGUAUAUUUGAUGUGUAGUAAAGUCUUCAGACUAAAAAAGUCCUCAGUGGCACUGAUAAUGUGAAAAUAUAUUUUACUCUAUUUUUUAAACAUUGUUUGUGUGU